Molecule: messenger RNA, 261 nt
Organism: Marchantia polymorpha subsp. ruderalis
Lineage: Eukaryota; Viridiplantae; Streptophyta; Marchantiopsida; Marchantiales; Marchantiaceae
Source: the annotation of a GenBank genome assembly
AUGCCAAAAAAGUUCUUCCCCGUCGCUGCGUCGACAGCGCAGCUACCUCCGCUCUUGGAGCGUAACCGAGACCGCAUCGAGCUUCAGCCGCACGAUUUGAUCGAGCGGUUCAGAGCCAUCGACGGAGGCCGAGUGAAUGCACUAGAUGGCCGCGCAUGUUCCUUUAUCCACAGCUGGAGCAUCGCGCCGGAUGUCGCAUCGGACGGCGGCGAGGGACGCCCCUUAAAAUGGAAAGCGAGCCCCGUUGGGCCUGCCCUAUGA